CCCUAAGCAUGUUCAAUUAGGAACGUGACACGAUGUGCCGUUUUUAAUAACUAUGAUUUUCUGAUUAACUUAUAGAACGCAAAUGAUGAACUUCAUAACUCGCAUGGAAUCGUGCCAUCACGCUCUGCCUCCUCUCCCUCCCCUUCUCACGCUGGAAGUGGAUUUAUGAGGAAAACCAGAGAUUGAAGUAGAACCCACAAAAAAUUCUUUGGUUUUUGCCCAUAGUUUGGUGAUUAGAGUUUCUGUAUACCGUUUGAACUGAAGUUCGAGGAAAAAUUGAUGACCGAUGUCUUCCCCCAACGGAUUCCAUGGUCAAAUUGAGAACUGGCACACAGACCUAAUGGCAUCACCGCGAGGGAUGGUGGAAGAAUUGGGAGACGGGUAUGGCGGCGAGAACGGGCAACCGAAUGGUACUAACAGAAUCCUAACAAAGAUAGAACUUGAUGUGGCCUAUUCCAUGGAGAAGGUCCAAAACUUGGAGAUUCUUCUCAUACAUGUAGCGUCUAUCGCCGGUGACUUUGAAGCGCUUGCAAUCGAGAACAAGGAUCUGGUUGCAGAUUCUGAGGAGAAAGUGUUCGAAUUCGAUCUGUUGUCCUGCAUUUUGGAUUCGGAGACCGAGGAGAUUGAAGCCUUCGUGAACUCUAUACAGGGCGAAAUUCUGAUUGUUCGGCAGAAGACUUCGGAGGAUGUAUUUAGUGAAUAUAGCUUCAAACUAGAUGAGUCUGAGGAAGCUUUAAGGCAAUCUCAGGACCAGCUUUUGGAGAUGAGGAUGCUGGCAGCCAAGUUCAGACGAACCUUAUCUUUCAUCGGCCAAGAAACUGGAAAUAAUGGAGCAAUUGAACAUGAUAAGUAUCGAUUUGCAGAUGCAGUGGAGAAGCCUCAGCUGCAUGAUCAACAGCGUCACAUUCUUAGAAUGCUGGAGAAUUCUUUGGCAAGGGAUAUUGACCUAGAGAGAAAACUCUGUGCAGCAAGGCACAGCGAAGAAGAGCUCAAGUUUAGGUUGCAUUAUACAGAGGAAGAAUUGUUCUUGACAGAAAGGACGAUUGAGAAGCUAUUGCAGAAGGCUUUUGAAGCAGAAAACUUGGCAGAGAUGUUGAACGGGAACCUUGCAGAAGUCGUGGGCAAGCAUCAGAUACUUCAGUUACAAUUACACAGUGCUUUGAGAAGAGAAGCCGACCUGAAAUCUUCACUAGUGGAAGCUCCUAAAAAGCUUUCUGAUAAGGAAAACACUUUGAAAGAAAAGGCAGUAAGACAUGUAGAGCUCGACGAGCUUGCAUCAAAGUGCACAGAAUUAGAAGCGAAGCUUAACCAAGCUGAAGAUAGAUGUAAUCUUGCAAAUACAGAAAUAGCAGUUUUGAAAAAGAAGCUAAAUACGACUGAGCAGUUGCUGCAAGAUUCUGAUGUUCGUCUAGAGGUUGCAGUUACCUCUUCUAAGAAGCAACUUCAUGACUUAGAAGCCAUGCUCAGUGACCAAAAUGCCAAGGUUUUGGCUGCUGAGAAAAAGGCUAAAGAUGCUGAAGCUAAAUAUUCAUCACUAUCUGAAAGUAAGCAAGAACUUGAUAAAGAAUUUGAGUGCCUUAGGAGCAGGACACAACUUCUAGAGUCUACUGAGGGAAAGCUUUGUGAUUUGGAAGCCUUGCUGAAUGAGCUACAUAAAAAGGUUUUGGCAGCCGAAAGUAGAGCUAGUGAUGCUGAAGCUAAAUAUGCACUACUAUCUGAAAGUAAGCAUAAACUCGAUAAAGAGUUUGAGUGUCUUAAGGACAAAGCAGGAUUUUUAGAGUCUUCUUUGCAGCAAUUUGAGAAUGACAAUAGUGAAGCAAAGCUGAAGCAAGCAGAAGACAGAUGCUCCCUUGCGCAGUCUGAAGUCAUAACCUUAAAGGUAAAGCUAACGUCACUUGAAAAGAAGCUCAUGGAUGUCGAAGUUCAGUCCCAAGAUUCAAUGGCAUCAGCUGAGGCAAGCAGUAAGGAAAAGGAUAUGCUAAAGAAAAGAGUCAGUCACAUGGAGGGAGUGAUCCGUGAUCUAAAGGCAAAUGCUUUGGUUGCUGAAGGAAGAGCCAAGGAAGCUGAAACGAGGUGUGCAUUACUUGACAAAAACAACUUAGAACUUAAUCAAGAACUAGAACAUCUCAGAGACAGAAUAGAGUGCCUAGAGGCCUCUUUGAACCAAUCUGAGGGUGAGAAGAUUGCUGCUGCAAAGGAGAUAAGUGCCAGGUCACACAUAAUAAAUGACAUGAUCAAUCAAUUGGCCAUUGAGAGGCAGCAUCUUGAAUUACAGAUCUCAACAUUAAUAAAAGAAAAUGCCAUUUUAGCUGCAAAGCUCUGGGCCAAUGACAGCAUUAUGAGUGACUCUGUAUGUGAAAAGAAGCUACCAAAGGAAGGAGAUGUCAUAGACAUUGAUUCCACAAGUGCAACAGCUACAGUGAAGACAUAUCUGGAAUCAGAACCAAGGUCGUCGUAUGAGCAAGUGAAGGAGGUAGAUGUGUCAGUAGCGGAUACCUCUGGUCCACCGUUUGAGUCUGUCAACACAGCUACAGGCGAUGAGGUUGAUUCAUCUACCACUGCGGCAGUGAGAACAAUUGAAGUAGGACAGCUUGCUGUCGAAAUCCUACUAAACCUCCCUUUGCCUAGGUAUGUGAAGAGAAUUGUCCUGUGCCUAUUUCUGGGUUAGGCUGCAGAGCCGCCUAUAAAGGAAGUCUCAUCAAUAACAACUGUCAGGAUGUCAAGUCCUGGGCUACCUUUAUGAUGAUAAAAGCCAAGCAAGUGUAGCGUGCCUGCAUGAAUCUGUCUUCAUGCAUGUUUGUGUAGUUUAUAUUGCAGAAACACUCCAUAGUGAGGUGUGUGCAAUAGGCUUGAAGUUCCAACCAAGCAAGAUGCUGAACUCAAAUUAGUUCCCUGUCAGAUGGACCAUAUAAAACUACAAUUUAUUUCAUUAGAGAAAACAUGUGAGAAGUACGAAUAUCCGCAUCACAUGCCAUAGUCAGAAGCAACAACAAACACAUAUCAAGCGCACGCGAGAAGUGAUGUGGAGGAAAAACAAGCAUUGAUCUCCUUCCCUGCAGAUACUGAUGAUCAAGGGCAUAU
This is a messenger RNA of Nymphaea colorata (pocket water lily), 3081 nucleotides long. RefSeq names its product WPP domain-interacting tail-anchored protein 1-like. Lineage: Eukaryota; Viridiplantae; Streptophyta; Magnoliopsida; Nymphaeales; Nymphaeaceae. The record is from RefSeq and is a predicted model, not a curated record. The transcript is spliced from 6 exons. Bases 287 to 2668 code for a protein of 793 amino acids.